Molecule: messenger RNA, 1453 nt
Organism: Microcebus murinus (gray mouse lemur)
Lineage: Eukaryota; Metazoa; Chordata; Mammalia; Primates; Cheirogaleidae
Gene: TCEA2
Product: transcription elongation factor A2
Biological process (GO): transcription elongation by RNA polymerase II; DNA-templated transcription
Cellular component (GO): nucleus
Molecular function (GO): nucleic acid binding; zinc ion binding
Source: RefSeq, a predicted model, not a curated record
ACUUCCCGGGAUGCAACGCGCGGCCGCGGGGGCCGGGGGUUUGGGCCGGGGGUCCGCCGCCCGCGGCGGGGCUGAGUCGGCUGCGGCGGGCGCUGGAGGCGGCUGCGGCCGGGGCCGGGUUCCGGGCCGGGCGGCGGAAGCGGGCGCGGCGGGCGCGGCGGGCGCGGGGGCCGCUGUUCCUGAGGCGAUGAUGGGCAAAGAGGAGGAGAUUGCGCGGAUCGCCCGGAGGCUGGACAAGAUGGUGACCAAGAAGAGCGCGGAGGGAGCCAUGGACCUGCUGCGGGAGCUGAAGGCCAUGCCUGUCACACUGCACCUGCUCCAGUCCACCCGAGUCGGGAUGUCCGUCAACGCCCUGCGGAAGCAGAGCUCCGACGAGGAGGUCAUUGCGCUGGCCAAGUCUCUCAUCAAGUCCUGGAAGAAGCUCCUGGAUGCUUCAGAUGCCAAAGCCAGGGAGCGGGGGAGGGGCACACCUCUGCCCACAUCGUCUUCCAAGGAUGCCUCAGAGGCCACGGAUCCCAGACGCAGGAGGCCAGAGCUGCCCAGGACGCCACCCACCCCAAGGAUGACCACAUUCCCUCCAGUGCCCGUCACCUGUGACGCCGUGCGCAACAAGUGCCGUGAGAUGCUGACCGCUGCCCUGCAGGCAGACCAUGACCAUGUGGCCACUGGUGCGGACUGUGAGCGUCUGUCAGCCCAGAUUGAAGAAUGCAUCUUCCGGGACGUUGGGAACACAGACAUGAAGUACAAGAACCGGGUGCGGAGCCGCAUCUCCAACCUGAAGGAUGCCAAGAAUCCCGACCUGCGCCGGAACGUGCUGUGUGGCGCCAUAACGCCGCAGCAGAUCGCAGUGAUGACGUCAGAGGAGAUGGCCAGCGACGAGCUGAAGGAGAUCCGCAAGGCCAUGACCAAGGAGGCCAUCCGCGAGCACCAGAUGGCCCGCACAGGCGGCACGCAGACGGACCUGUUCACCUGCAACAAGUGCAGGAAGAAGAACUGCACCUACACACAGGUGCAGACCCGCAGCUCUGACGAGCCGAUGACCACCUUCGUUGUCUGCAACGAGUGUGGAAACCGCUGGAAGAAAUUCGGGACAAUGGAGUGGUGAGCACUUGCCUGGAGGGGCCUGCGCGACGAAGAUGGCGUCGUGCCCAGCAUCAAGGGACUCUCCCUGCUGGCCUGCCUCCGGGGGACACCCUUGAUACCUGCUGGGGACCCCUGUCCGCCAGGGUCCGGGCGGCACGUCCCACUGCGUCCCAAGCCUUCAUGAGGUGCUGUGGUCACACUGUGGUGACCAUUUACGGCUCAGGAGGCUGGGGCCACUGCUCUGAGGUGUCCAGUGGGAGCGUGGGUCGGGGCAGGGCGCACAGGGCUCUGUCUGGCCCCCAAGCGGGCACUAGAGUCCACGCCCCCGCGCCGAGGCCGGGUCUGGGACGACUCCUCAUUCUCUCAUCUC